AUGGCAAAACAUAAAAUUAUAGUGACGAGUGAUGAAGAAGAUGAUGAACCACAAGUUCAACCUCAAUCGCAAUCGCAGUAUACUGAAUCUCAAGAUGUUUAUGACGAUGAAGACGAAGAUAUUGAAGAACCAAAUUUAGAUGAUGAUGAUGAUGAUGAUGAUGAAGAAGAAGAUUUAGAAGAAGAUAAUGAUCAACUGGAAUUUAAUAAUUAUGAGUCACAUUAUGAAGCAAAUGAUCAAUUAGCUGUUUCUAGUGAUGCUGAAGAUAAUAAUAAAUUAGAAGCUUCUGAUAUGAGUGAAGAUUUAGAAUUAAGACCAGAAGAAGAUGAUGAAUAUGAUGAAGAAAUAGAAGUUAGACCUCCUCCACCAAGAAAACUCAAAAUAACAAUUAAACCACCAUCCAGAAAAGAUUCAGAUGCUAAUGCUAAGGAAGGUGCAUCAAGAAAUACCAGAAAAAGACAAGUAAAUUAUUAUAAUGAUGAGGAAGAAGAAGAUGCAGAAGAAGAAAAUGAAGAAGGAGAUGAAGAAGAUGAAGAAGAAGAAGAAUUUGAACUGGCUCCACAACAAGCAUCAAAGAAACUUAAAAAGAUGAAAAUAAUACCACCACAACCUCGACCUCAACCACAAGAUUUAAAUCCAGAUUUAUUAUUAACUGAUGAAGAAAAUGAAUAUAAUCCACAAGCUAAUCCUCCUGAUGUUUCAAGAAUGACUGAACGACAAAGAGCUAAACUUAAUACUGAAGCUGAUCAAUUUAUAGAAUUAGAUGAUAAGGGUAAACUUUCAAAAUCGAACAAAAAGAAACAGCAACAACAAAAAAUAAUUGAAACCGAAGAAGAAAUUGCAUUAAGAAAAGCUGAAAAUGCAAGAAAAAGAUUAGACUACAAAAAUAAGAUAUUAGAAGAAGAGAAAAGAGAUACAUUAAAUAAAUUAUUAAAAAGAAGAGCUACAAAAUCAAGAGAAAUUAUAAGUGAAGAUAAUGGUAAUAAUGAUGGAACAGAAUCAAUAAAAUCAAGUUAUAAAGAAAGAAGACCAAUGUUACAUCAUCCUGCUUUAAUAAGAUAUGUUAAUAAUACAACUACAUUGAAUGGUAAUUCAAUAAUAGCUUAUAAAUAG
Messenger RNA from Insectozyma verbasci, 1113 nucleotides. Lineage: Eukaryota; Fungi; Ascomycota; Pichiomycetes; Serinales; Debaryomycetaceae. The record is from the annotation of a GenBank genome assembly.